Molecule: messenger RNA, 2327 nt
Organism: Linum trigynum
Lineage: Eukaryota; Viridiplantae; Streptophyta; Magnoliopsida; Malpighiales; Linaceae
Source: the annotation of a GenBank genome assembly
CAUAAAGUAUCGUUCAGAAUAGAAAGAACAAGUAUUAUUUAGUAAGACCCACAUAGUUUACUGAUCAUCGAGGAAACUUAGCCGAAUAGUUUUUUUUUGGUGGGAAACUAAUAAAUGUCCCAAGUAAAACGACGAUACGACAUCUUGAACCAGUAUAGUACGGCGGGUCGUUUUGGAGCAAGAAUGGCGGGGAAAAACGACACCCAGUAAGCGCCCACCCAGGCCUCAUCCAUCACUGCUUAAUCCCUCUCUCUCUCUCUCUCUCUCUCUCUAGCUCUCUCUCUCCCCUCCCUCUGCGUGUUCGUUGAUUCAGAAAAUUUCGAGCUUUCUUUCAUCUGCUUUGGGAGGUUAGGGAUUGGGAAUCAAAUGUCGCUGAUGCAAUGACUCGAAUCAGUAAGUCCUGAUUCACCCUCUUCCCUGGAUCGAUUCUUUGUGGUUAUGCACUACUGCGCAACUGUCCCUCUCCCUCUCUUUUACCUGCGUUUCUCUCUCCCCCAUUCUCGUUUUUUAGGUUUUAUUUACGUGUUUGGGUUUAUGACUGCAACUAAUUUUCUCUCUUGGAAAUGCCCCACUCUUGCGAGGCAAUGGUGAAUGAGCUUAUAGACAUUCUUGGUUUCACUUAUCUGGGUUUGGACUUUAGGGUGUUUCAGUUGAUGGGUUUUGAUUGGAUUGGGGCAUCUUCUUACUCUGAGAUAUCCAAUGAGUUGGUGUGAGAUUAGCUGUUCUCUAGCUGCACUGGGUGUUGUUUGUCCUUUUGGUUGAUUUGUAGCUUGUGGGAUUCUUUUGUCCUCACUGGAAAUCCUUUGUUGAUGAUGAUCUCUUGUAUCCGGUCAAGUUUUUGACUGGGACUACUGGAUUGCUAGGUUUAGUUUGAUUUUGCUUUGAAUGCUAGCUCCCCCCAGCCUGUUUGUGGUUGCUUGGUCGUUUGCUUAGUCUGGGACACUUUCAGGAAUGGUUGUAUUCCUUCUGGCUCUAGGAUUUGACUGAUAAGCUCUUAGUAGGAUGGUGGAGUUCGUGAGGCUGAACCCACAUGUCUAAGUUUAAUGCUCUAUUGGUUGGUUUCAAGAAGUGAUCUUCACGCGUUGAGCCACUGGUGCCAGUUGAGCCUUGCAACUUUUUUCUCAGGGCUAAGGGAUGCAGCACGAAUCUGCAUUGCUCGUAUGGGUUUCACUUGAGUUUCUCCUGCUUUCUAUGUCUCGUUGAAACUAUAAUGCAUCAUAUUGCACACCAUGUGGCGUUGGGAAGUUGGGUGCUCCAGUCAUAUGCUGCUGAAAGUAAACAAGAUUUUGGGCUUUUCCUGCUAUUGUUGAGCAAUCAGAUAGAUCUACUAGUUACGAUUUUCUUCUUGCAUCGUCUUAUGCAUGCUGAUGAGCUCAUAUAUGAAGUCUGGACUAUUUUUCAUCAGUCUUUGUUUGGUAUCUUUGUUCUCAUUAAGUAGUAGUUAUCACUAUUUAGUGACAUUGAAGUGUAAUGUGGCUCACUUCUCUCUGCUUUGUUCGAUUUCCUAGCUUGGUUCUCCUUUCUAAAAGCAAAAUGAUUCUUUUUGCAGGAAGGGUCCAGUAUUCUGAAUUCAGCUCUUAGAACCGGUUUCCAUUUUGAUGCUCAUUCUACUACGUGGAUAGUGCUAACAUUUGGAUAGAAGAUGGAUGAUGGUCAAAAUGGUAGGUACAUGGACUAUUACAAGGCUGCACAUCCUGCGCAGUAUCAGGGGAAGGAACAGACAAAUGCCCUAGUAAUGAACAAGAAGAUCAUGGCAAUCCUUGCCGAGAAGGAUGCUGCCAUUCAAGAACGAAAUCUAGCUGUUGCUGAGAAAAGGGAAGCCAUAAAAGCCCGAGAUGAAGCAAUCCAGCAGCGGGAGAAAGCCCUAGCAGAGAGAGACAAAGCCCUGAUGGAGCGAGACAAUGCCUUGGCAGCAAUUCAAUAUAGAGACAAUGCGAUGAAUUUCUCGUUUGGACGUGGAUCCAAGCGGACUUUGCAGCAGAAUUGGAGCUACUGCUUGAUAGAGAAGAGUCGUUUCUUCACCUUGAUUAUGUUUCUUCUGCGUUCCCCUUUCUUCAGCUUCUUGCUUGCAUUCUGGUUUUAUAGUCCUUACAAAAAUGGGAUCGUGAUAAUAUGCAGAGUUCAACGCGAGUUUUGCUCGUUUCCUUGUCAGUCAGCUUAUCUAGUCGGCUAGUUUUAACACCUGAGAGUAGCAUGCAGUUGCUUUCUCAAUACCUGUAAUUCAAAAUUCUCGAUUUCUUGUUGAUCAAUCCAAACGAAAAUUAGCAACAAAGAAAAAAGAGGCGUACCAGAAUAACGCGAAAAAAGAAUACAAAAUGAACAAACCG